This is a messenger RNA of Sycon ciliatum, 1217 nucleotides long. RefSeq lists its product as uncharacterized. Bases 159 to 650 code for a protein of 163 amino acids. The record is from RefSeq and is a predicted model, not a curated record. Lineage: Eukaryota; Metazoa; Porifera; Calcarea; Leucosolenida; Sycettidae. The transcript has 3 exons.
AUUCGCGUAAGUCUUUGAGCAUUGUGACCCACUCCAGAUGGUAUAAAAGGAGCUCGCUUCCAUUAUUUCUGGCAGAUAUCCUCCCAAGCUCUCAAGCAUAUUGAUAAUUCCAUUACCGCUUGGCUGAUCAAUCCCGACUCAAACGCCGACUUUCCAGAAUGUCUCCUCAAAUCUGUCUUCCUAUCCUGGCUGCUGUCCUUGUCGCAUUGGCCGCAAGCCCAUCGGAAGCCAACCCCAUUAUCUAUGGAAGUAUGACGUGUCACAAUCGCAGCGAUGUUAACCAGAUCCUGCAUCAGGAGGACUACACCAAUGGCUUCUUUGCUUUUUUCCAGUUCGGACGCGACACAGCCAGCCAUGAGUAUUACCCGAACAUGGAGUGUAACUUGGAUUACAGCGCCAUUGGUGGUCGUCCGGUGAGCGUCAUCUUCCAUCCAUGUACCCUGCCUAUUGGAAAUACAUGCAGUCAGGAUUCAUUGACGGUCAGCACUGCUGCAUCCAAUCCACACACUGUGGUCUGCUCCGACGAUCCAGCUGCUGACCCAGGCGUGAUCGAUACUGGUGAUUCCAGCAUGUCCAUCAAGUUCCUCACUGACGCGAGUGGGCAGACUGUGGGCUGCGCCGGGUCCCUGUGGGGCGUCCCGCCAUCAUAAGAAGAGAAGGGUGCUCAAAGACAUGGCCGUAACUCUGCAUUGUUGAGAACGAGGACGUCCUGACAUCCAAGCAUCAAACUGCCUUAGCGUAGAUCACCAAACGUAGUAUAUUUGAAAAUCAAGAUGUGCAUGAUCUCGUACUAAUGCUACACAGCCCUUUGUAAUUCACUCUGCCUCGCUUCUACUAAUCGUUAUACAUGAUUGUAGUAUCCCUGUUUUGGCAUUGUUGCAUCAUUGCAUGCUCUGAGUUUGAUCUUGGCCGAAGUGAGGGAGAAUCUUACUUUGCUUCCAAAUUCUAUAAUAAUUAUUAUGGUUAUUUGGCAAGCUAAGUGAGGAGUUCUGACCCAUUGUCUUUUAUAUAAUUCCUUAACCAGUGUCCAGCAGAAUUCAGAAUUUACCAACCUAUAAGUUCCUCUCCUAUCUUCACAGCUCGCUAAAUUCGUUAUUAUCAUCAGUGCGUGUUCGUCAUCACAUUAUCAUACAUGGGCUGUUGAUCAUCUAAUCAUCACAGUCCUUAUUCCUAAAAUCUCUGAACAAAAUGCUAAUAAAGUCUGUCAUCCUGACUCA